Molecule: messenger RNA, 2544 nt
Organism: Colletotrichum abscissum
Lineage: Eukaryota; Fungi; Ascomycota; Sordariomycetes; Glomerellales; Glomerellaceae
Exons: 2
Coding region: 1-2544 (847 amino acids)
Biological process (GO): vesicle-mediated transport
Cellular component (GO): Mon1-Ccz1 complex; intracellular membrane-bounded organelle
Source: RefSeq, a predicted model, not a curated record
AUGGCAUUGUCACCGGGUGGCAUCGUUUCGGCUCAGCUAGGCUUCCUUGCCAUCUUCAACCCAUCGUUGGGUCAUUCCGAUGAGACUCUUGACGAUCAAAUUGUUUACUACUCUUCAGUCAACACCCAACGACAUAAACGGCGUCACCGCUCACGUGCAAAGCCAACUGAGAAUCUGUCUCAAGAGGAGCGCAAUGAGCGUCUUCGUCAGAUUGGUCUUGCCCAGGGCAUGGUCGAGUUCAGCAAGAGCUUCUCUGGCGGCCAGCCUGUCGACUCCAUCGACACGGACAAGACACGUGUGAUCCUCCAUGAGCUGGAGCAAGACUGGUGGAUUCUUGCAUCCAUUGAUCUUACUCGUAUUCCUUUGCCGCCCAAGCUUCAGACAGGGAAAGCACAAGAAACCCCAGAAGAGGUUGUCGAGUAUUCAUCUAAGGAGAUUAAGCCGUCAUCUCUUCUGUUGCAGGAUCUGCUCCGUGCUCAUACUAUCUUUCUGCUUCAUCAUGGCACCUCACUCAGUGCCCUGUUUGUUCGCUCCCGAAGAAUGAGUUUCCUCAGCCUGCUUGGUCGGUAUUGGGACCUAUUUUUGUCAACUUGGAACGUAAUGUUACAAGGGAACCCAAUUCGCACAGUAUUUGGAGGCAUCAACAUCGCUGCGUCUGGCGAACUGGGCAUUGGCGUCGGCGAAGAGGAGCGGGGCAGUGGGGAACGAGAGGUGUUGGAAGGGCUCGUCACUAGAGUUGAGGGUCUUAAAGACCUGGUGGUCUCAAAAUUUGGAUCAUUGGAUGCCGAUGGGGAGUCGAAAACCGGGAAGGAGCCGAAGAGGUCCUGGCUGGGUACAGGAGAAGAUCCAGGUCCUGAAGACGGUGCCAUUUUUCUGGGGAUAGGAGCGUUAUCUCGCAAGUCCGUGAGAGAUAUCACCCUAUGGAUGGAAGACUUGUAUACAUGGGGAGAAAACGCCUACGGCGUCAUUGAUAGUCCGACAUCUCUUCGCGCUGGCCGACGGGUGAAGAGAUCUAAGCCGGUCCCGGAAGCCAAACCAGCACCAGCCCCGGCGCUUACAACGAAGCCAGCAGUACGGCCGCCGGUUCGCCCCAACAAUCAUCGAUCAAAUUCUGGCUCUGCUUCUGGGAGCUCGACCUCGACGAGAACACUGGCUGAGCGGCGUGGGCUUGAUAUUGGUACGGUGAAAGAAGCCAAAAGGCCAAGUGACACCAAGGACAAUUCGGCCCCCGUUCCCGAGAUCGGCGACACCGAAGCCGACACUGUAGCCGCUACCGGCUCUACCGCUACGCCAACUCAAGGAGAGAGCGAUGGCCACAUGGACAAACUUAUGACGGUCAUGAAGUUGGGGUACGGCACGUAUUGGUCAAUCGGCAAAUCGGAUACUUCUUCGUCUGCGGUUAGGAGCCAACUAUCUGCCGUUGCUGCGUUUCAAACUGGGGAGUCCUCUAAGGCUGCGGUGAACCCGCAUGUGAAACCUAAGCAGAUGGAAGAUGACGAGGGACACUACCUCAUUGGCCUGAUGGGCGAUGUCGAGGAGGGUAGUGGCGAUGAGGAAAACGGAGCCUCAGAUGAGGCAGCUGAGCCCGAAUCGAACUCUCGUACCAUGCUACGCACCGUCCACGUUGAGCUUGACAAAGUUGGCACGGAUCGCCUAGAAGCAGAUGUCGUGAGGAACCUCGGCAACCUCACGAACGAUGUGACGCCUCUCGGAGCCAACGCUGUGAGCUCGAACCCGACAUUUGGAAACCAGGACUCGAACAAAGCAAGCAAGAUGCGCGUCGUCGUCUACGUAAACAAACCCUUCAUAUUUACUUUCCUCUUUGAGUUGAGGACCGACUCGCUGGCCUGGGACUCGUUCUACAAGUCUCUUCAUUUCCAGUUAGCACCUUUACGAAAGCCACUUUUAUCUUCGAUCCAAUAUCGGCCAGAUAGGCCGGAGUCCAGUUCUUCAUCGUCCAACAUCUACGAUCUCGUAUGGGACGCUGAGGCUAUGACGGUACAUUCGACCAUACCAAAUAUUCCGGACCACACACAAGCAUUCCUAUCAAACGCACCAUUACCAUGGUCAAGAGUGGAGGCCAUGAACACACACAUGCAACUACUCAACAUUUUCAACCUCACCAGGCCGGAAAUGAAUCAGCUCGAGAGGACCUGCAAGACCAAUCGUGGCUGGUGGGUCGUCUGGCAGCGCAUCCUGAAUCGACACGCCACGAGCGACGAAGCAUUUCAGCCAGCGCAGAACUACGAGGAUGGCGCCCAGUCGACGUCGGAUAGGGACGUUUCCCCAGCGAGCGGCGAUGGAUCCAGCACAGCGCGGCCGGCAUCGCCUACGCCGCCGAGCCCGACGGUCAGUAAGGAGAUUAUCCUGAUCCGUAGGGCGAGCGAUCACGCCGGCUACCGCGGCGUCAGCUCGUCGUUCGCCGAGGGCGGCAUAGGACUGACGGGAUCUGGGUGGGGCGGUGACGGCGCGGGCCGUCUUGCGUCGGGGAUCGGCAUUGACACACGGAAGUAUAUUGAGGGGCUCUUGAACUUUAGCCGGUGA